Messenger RNA from Tarenaya hassleriana, 867 nucleotides. RefSeq lists its product as uncharacterized. The transcript has a single exon. The record is from RefSeq and is a predicted model, not a curated record. NCBI's taxonomy places the organism in Eukaryota, Viridiplantae, Streptophyta, Magnoliopsida, Brassicales, Cleomaceae. Bases 63 to 728 code for a protein of 221 amino acids.
UUUAUCUUCCCUCUAGUAAACCCUUCUUCGCACCAUGAAAAACCUCGCUCUCAGCCAAAUCCAUGGCGUCCACUCUUCCUUUUCACCAUUUCCUCUCUUCAAACCCUAUUUACCGCAGCAACAAUGUCGGAAUACCCAGAAUCAACAUCCUCGAUGCACGAAACAUUCGUCGAGCGAUGAAGCUCGCUUUGAAAUCCUCAUCGAGCCCAUCUCCUCCAGUGCCAGACGAACCGUUCCCAUAUCCAACACCAGCACCUGAAUCGAUCAACACAACGAGCGCCGAAAAGUUCCCGAUUGAGAAACGGAGAAGAUCUGAAAUCACACGAGAGAGGAAACGGAGAACAGCGCUCGAGAAGCCGGAGCCUCCGAACUUGGAGAUCGGGUGGAAGAGGACGAAGGAUAUAAACUUGGAGAAGCCAAAAGGGUAUGUGAUAAUGGACUUCUUGGAGAAGUUCGAAGGGUUAAUGGCGAGGGAAUUCGGAUCGACGGAGCUGUUGGCGAAGGCUGGGGAGGUAGUGGCGGAGAGGGCGAGAGAGGAAGCCGAGGUUCUGAGAGAUGAAGGAGAGGUGGAAGAUCGGAUGGUGACUGAGCUUUGUAGGGUUUUGAAGCUGAUGGAGAUGGAUUUAGCCAUGGUCAAGGCUGCUGUCAAGGAAGAGACUUUGAGUGAGAGGCUUGAACAAGCUAAGGCAAGGUGUAGACAAGCCAUUCUCGUCGCUAAUUCUUUCUGAAACAAUGGUGGGGCUGUUGUUGUGUUCUUCUGCUUGUUUCUCUUCUUUUGCUCAUCUGUAAACGGAAACCAAUACUGGAUUGUUCAGUGUACCUAUGAACAACCUUUUUUGUUCAAAGACCUAGACUUUUAAGAAGCUA